Elephantulus edwardii (Cape elephant shrew) is the source of this 1716-nucleotide messenger RNA. It is a transcript of the gene CDC25B, whose product is annotated as cell division cycle 25B. Gene Ontology annotation, cellular component: cytoplasm; nucleus. The transcript is spliced from 16 exons. The record is from RefSeq and is a predicted model, not a curated record. Gene Ontology annotation, molecular function: protein tyrosine phosphatase activity. Gene Ontology annotation, biological process: G2/M transition of mitotic cell cycle; positive regulation of G2/M transition of mitotic cell cycle; positive regulation of G2/MI transition of meiotic cell cycle. The coding region runs from base 1 to 1716 and encodes 571 amino acids. NCBI's taxonomy places the organism in Eukaryota, Metazoa, Chordata, Mammalia, Macroscelidea, Macroscelididae.
AUGGAGAUCCCCCAGCCUGAGCCCGCGUCGGGCUCAGCUCUCAGCCUGGCCGGCGAGCGUGGCAGCGUCCAGCGCCCCAGCCACCUCCCGGGCCUCUGGCCGGGAGCUCGCGGCCUUCUGGGGUCUCCGGAGCGCGCGGCCGCUUCGUCGCCGAUCACCACCCUCACCAAGACCAUGCACGACCUCGCGGGGCUUGGCAGUGAGACACCAGCAAGUCCAGAGGAGAACCUGCUUUCCAGCCGCAGCCAGCUGAAGUCCCUCUCCCUGAGCCGGCGGGCAUCUGAGUCUUCGGAAGCUUCUGAUGCAGGCCUCUCCAUGGACUCUCCCAGCCCCAUGGACACCCAGAUAGCAGAACAGAUGUUUGAGCAGGCCAUCCAGGCAACUGGCUGGGUCAUUCGGAAUGAACAGUUUUCCAUCAGACGGAUCCAGUCCUUGCCGGUGAGGCUUUUGGGCCACAGCCCGGUGCUCCGGAACAUCACCAACAUCCGGGGUGGGAGAAGGAGGAGUGAGGUGGGCAGCAGAGGCACCGGCAUUUCGGGGGAAGACAAGGAGAAUGAUGGUUGUGUCUUCAAGAUGCCAUGGAAGCCGGCGUGUCCCGGCCAAGGCCAGGCAGUGGCCGAGUGGACUAGCCGCCGAGAGGCCUUUGCCCAGAGGCCAAGCUCAGCACCUGACCUAAUGUAUCUCAGCCCUGAGCGGGACAUGGAAGUGGACCAGCUGAGCCCACUACCCCAACGCCGCUCCUCCCUGAGCCCCAUGGAGGGGGCCGAUGAGGAAGAUGAUGGAUUUGUCGAUGUCCUGGAGAGUGAACUAAAGGAUGAUGAUGAGGUCCCCCCAGGCAUGGAGAGUCUCAUCAGUGCCCCACUGGUCAAGGCUUCAGAAAAGGACAAGGAGCAGGAUCUCAUCAUGUACAGCAAGUGCCGGCGGCUCUUCCGCUCCCCAUCCUUACCCUGCAGCGCCAUCCGGCCCAUCCUCAAGAGGCUGGAGAGGCCACAGGACAGGGAAGUUCCCAUCCUGAGCAAGCGGAGGAAGAGCCUGACACCGCCAGAGGAGGAAUGGCAGCUGGAGGAGCCAAAAGCCCGUGUCCUCCGCUCCAAGUCACUGUGUCAUGACGAGAUCAAGAACAUACUGGACAGUGACCACAGGCAGCUAAUUGGUGACUACUCCAAGGCUUUCCUCCUACAGACUGUGGAUGGAAAACACCAAGAUCUCAAGUACAUCUCACCAGAAACGAUGGUGGCCCUGCUGAUGGGCAAGUUUAGCAAUAUUGUGGAGAGGUUUGUCAUCGUGGACUGCCGCUACCCCUAUGAGUAUGAAGGAGGGCACAUCAAGACUGCUGUAAACCUCCCCCUGGAACGUGAUGCUGAGACCUUCCUCUUGCAAAGCCCCAUCAAGGCCUGUAACCUGGACCAGAGAAUCAUCCUCAUCUUCCACUGUGAAUUCUCAUCUGAGCGAGGCCCCCGCAUGUGCCGAUUCAUCCGGAAACGAGACCGUGCUGCUAACGACUAUCCCAGUCUCCACUACCCCGAGAUGUACAUCCUUAAAGGCGGCUAUAAGGAGUUCUUCCCCCAGCACCCGACGUUGUGUGAGCCCCAAGACUACCGGCCCAUGAACGAUGAGGCCUUCAAGGAAGAGCUGAAGACCUUCCGCCUAAAGACACGCAGCUGGGUAGGGGAGCGGAGCCGCCGGGAGCUCUGUAGCCGGCUGCAGGACCAGUGA